CACACUGAGAUCUUUGUCACAAACUGUUGGAUUUCCUGCAGAAAGAUGGAGACACUGCUCGCACUCUGGAUCGCUCUCAGCGUCGCCGCCUCAGUGUCUUCUCACGAGUUCCAUGACCCAACAACCACCUCACCAUCAUUUAACAGCAGUGAUGACAUUUUUGGCAACACCACUGACCUCACAUUAACAUCACCUGCACCUGCCACAGCCACGCCAUCUGAUCCCGACCUCAUCAUGUUCAACACCACCUGUAACCACACAGAGGAAGCUUACGUCGACAUGCACGACAUGCAUGACAUGCACGACAUGCACGAAGUGCACGACAUGCACGAAGUGCACGACAUGCAUGAUGAAAACGCCUCCGAAAACACCGCCAGUGAAACAAUCUCAAUACAAAACAUAACAACAAUCCACUAUAGCGUGAUAAAAACUUUUCCAAACGGCACUGAACACAUAACAAACAGAACCACUGUCAUCUCGUUGACGCCAGACAUCAUAAACAAUGAAACGGUUUUCUUCAGCAACAACGCUCCCAUACACUCUUCUUCAUCUUCAUCCGCCAUGACAAACACAGACAACAGCGCAAACCAUGAAACAGUUUCCUCCAACAACAACGUUCACGUCGACUCUUCAUCUUCAUCCAGUGCGUCAAACACCGGAAAUAUCGCAAACCACGGAACAGUUUCCUUCAGCAACAACACUCACGUCCACUUUUCGUCUUCAUCUUCAUCCAGUGCGUCAAACACUGAAAACAUUGCAAACCACGGAACAGUUUCCUUCAGCAACAACAAUCACGUCCAGUCUUCCUCUUCAUCUUCAUCCAGUGCGUCAAACACUGAAAACAUCGCAAACCACGGAACAGUUUCCUUCAGCAACAACAAUCACGUCCAGUCUUCGUCUUCAUCUUCAUCCAGUGCGUCAAACACUGAAAACAUCGCAAACCACGAAACAGUUUCCAUCAGCAACAACAAUCACGUCCAGUCUUCAUCUUCAUCCAGCGCGUCAAACACCAAUAACACCAGACUCAAUGGAGAAGUUACCCUUAGCAACAACACUAACAAUGUCCACUCUAUAACCACUGUAUCAAACACCAACAACACCGGAAACACUGCACAUGAUGACACAGCUCCCCCCAGCAACACCGCUCACAACAACUCUUCAUCCACUGCCUCAAACACCGGAACAGUUUCCACCAGCGACAGCACUAACGACCACUCUUCAUCCACUGUCCCAAACACUGAAAACACACCACAUGAUGAAACAGCUCCCACCAGCAACACCGCUCACAACAACUCUACAUCCACUGCCUCAAAUACCGAAACAGUUUCCACCAGCAACAACACUAACGUCCACUCUUCAUCCACCUCCUCAAACACUGAAAACACCUCAAACCAUGCAACAGCUUCCCCCGGUACCGAGACUCACAACUCUACAUCCACUGGAACAACGUCUAAUGAUACCACGGCAACAGGAAGUGGUGCCACAACAGCCAGCGGCACACCAGGUUCCACAAAUAACACAACCACGUCGCAGAGUGCGACCUCGGCCCCGACCUCAGCCCGCAGCGGCGUACCUGGGUGGGCGAUCGCUCUGCUGGUCCUAGCUGCUGUGGCUCUGCUGCUGCUGUUCCUGCUGCUCUGCGGACUGCUGGUUUGGUGCUGCUGCUUCAGGAAGCGCCACAAAGAAAGUCCCUACGACCACAUGGCCAGCAGAGACGACAUCCCUCUGUACACCACACAUGGCCGCUUCGAUGGGCCCAUUGGAAAACCGUACGAUCAACGCAUGAAUACCAGGACGACGACGUACACGGUCAACGCAUAGUGGCGGAGACGAGACGACCGACACGUGACGAAAAUCACAUCAAACACUUUAACACAGAACACUUUCUUCACGGUUUUCGGGUUUUUUUAUUUGUAACCUUGUUUCAUUUUAAUAAACAUGUGACUCAGUUAUAAUUCAGCUCAUAGCUGCUUUUAUUUAUUGUCUGUGAAGCACUGUGGGGCGCUGUAUUUAAAAUACUAAUAAACUUUUAU
Messenger RNA from Epinephelus moara (kelp grouper), 2033 nucleotides. RefSeq lists its product as uncharacterized. The transcript has 4 exons. The coding region runs from base 46 to 1821 and encodes 591 amino acids. NCBI's taxonomy places the organism in Eukaryota, Metazoa, Chordata, Actinopteri, Perciformes, Serranidae. The record is from RefSeq and is a predicted model, not a curated record.